Molecule: messenger RNA, 2814 nt
Organism: Sitophilus oryzae (rice weevil)
Lineage: Eukaryota; Metazoa; Arthropoda; Insecta; Coleoptera; Curculionidae
Gene: side
Product: hemicentin-1
Exons: 15
Coding region: 163-2562 (799 amino acids)
Molecular function (GO): protein binding
Source: RefSeq, a predicted model, not a curated record
UCGUGCAGGCGCCACAACGACUUUUCAACGCGAAAAGAAUGUCGAUUCUCGAUUUUGGCGGCGCGCUCGACGAUUUCAAUACUUUUCACCUGGGAUUAUGCGAGACGGGAUAAGAUUUUACCGAUAGCGACGAUGCUAGGGUGAAUUUAUGUGAUUGGCACGAUGGCAGUGGAAAGUGUUGUUGUUGGUGUGAUACUGUUAGUGAUAGGAUUUGGUGGGUUGUUCACGUUGGAUUCGAAGGAGUUUCAGAAGAGUCUGCCAGCUAAAGUAGUAUGGGCAGUUCCGGGACACGAUGCUGAACUACCAUGUGACGUUACUCCUGCACUGCCGGGUGACAAUGUCAACAUGAUAUUUUGGUUCAAGGACACCAUAGGGAUGCCCCUAUACAGCCUGGACGCUCGUGGUGGGCCCCUUUCUAAAGCUUCUCAUCUGGCCAUCAGCGAUGACAUUGGGCGAAGGUCGUACUUCAUUGCUGAUGAAGAGCCAUCAAAAGCCAGGCUUAGGAUCCAAAGUGUCAAUGCUGCUGAUGAGGGAGUGUUUAGGUGCAGGGUUGAUUUUGUUAACUCGCCAACGAGGAAUUUCCAAGUCAAUUUGACAUUAAUAGAUCAACCGUCCACUCCACGGAUUUUCGACGCCGAAGGACGGGAGGUGAAGCCGUCCGCCUCCGCCGGACCUUUUCUGGAAGGGCGCGAACUGUUCCUAUCGUGCCAGGUCGAGGGAGGUCAUCCGCCGCCAUCCCUAACGUGGUGGCACAACAACACCGUCCUCGACGAAGUGGUGGACUCGAACCGCGGUGCCCACACCACCGUCAAUCAGCUGCUAAUCAAGUCGGUGAGCAGGAAUCUCAGGGGUGGCCGGCUGGAAUGCCGGGCUUCCUCCUCGGAGAUCGCCGGCAACGUCGUCAGGGAAGUGCCAAUUACGGUGUUCCUGAAACCGAACAAGGUGAAGAUAGUCACCCCCAACGAUCUGCUAUCCAGCGGCAAAUCCAAGAACGUCAGAUGCGAGACUUCCGGUUCGGCGCCGCCCGCCAAACUGACGUGGUUUCUUGACGGAAGGCCCAUCAGGAACGCGGUCGUUACGGAAGAAGAAACUAGUUCAUUCACCGGCAGCAUCCUGACCCUGACCGUUUCAGCUGAGGACGACGAUAAGCUGCUGGUUUGCCGCGCCGAUAAUCCCCGUUUUCCCGGAGGAUCCGCCCAGGAUAGCAGGAGAAUAAGCGUAGCGUAUCCUCCCAGGGUAUCCGUCGUGCUGGAUUCGGAUGUCGCCGCGACGCCCGUCCGCCAAGGAACUGACGUUAUCCUGCGCUGCAAAGCCCAGGCCCGGCCCCAGCCGCACAGUUAUUACUGGUAUCAUGACAAUCACCUCGUUGCGUACAACGAGACGGGCGGCGUCCUGCCCCAUCUCGACCUUUUGACCAUAAAAAAUAUUGACCAGAAGUCGGCCGGACAAUAUGCAUGUUCAGCGAGAAAUUCCGAGGGCGAAUCGUACAGCGCGCCGUUCGACUUGAUUGUUCAAUAUGCGCCACAUUGCAAAAAAGGACAUGAAGAUAUCCAUCUUGGUAUGGUGCCCUACGAGCCAAUCAUUGCUCAAUGUAUCGUGGAUUCCAUACCGCCGGUCAAUAAGUUUUUUUGGACUUACAACACGUCCAGAGAUGUACUUCCGAUUCAGGGAGCCCAUUUGCAGAAUAAAGGAAACGUCUCAAUUUUACAUUUUCUUCCUCCGACAAAUGAUGUCAACGGAUUGGCGUGUUAUGCCGAAAACGAUGUGGGAAGGCAAGCAGUACCUUGUUUUUUUCGAGCUGUACCAGCAGAACUACCCGAAUCACCGAGAAGUUGUUCGGUACGAAACUCCACUCAAGGCUUUCUGGAAGUAUCUUGCCUGGCUGGCAACGACGGUGGGCUUCGGCAGAACUUCGUCCUGGAAGUGAGUGAUGUGUCUGGACCUGCACCCCCAGGUAUCCACUCAACAUUAAACGAUCAAGGAGAGGAAGCAACGCCGUUUAGAUUCUUUGGAGAACGACCUGUAUUUAAAUUGUUAAAUCUGCAACCAAAUAGAGAAUACCAGGCUAUAGUUUAUGCUGAAAAUGCAAGGGGGCGCAGUAAUCCUCCUGUCAUUUUACCUGUUAUACGACGCACAUACGAUGGGUCCAUGGAGUCGCUUCAAGAAGACGGAAAUGGGCCAUUAUACGAUUCGAUGGAUACUUCUGGAUUAGGCAAACCUCAUAGACCUGUUAGCAAUCAGAACCUGACUAUUAUCAUUGCCGGUAUAUCAGUAACUGCAGUACUGCUUAUAGUGAUAGUUGUGGUUGUAUCGACAGUGAUAGCCUGCAAAAAAUCAAGAGUACGAAAUACGACGAUACGAAGAAGAGAAAGAAGAAGCAGCAAACCACCCAGUGAACUGGAACUCUCAGAAGCAGGGUUUGGGGAGGGAUUUCACAGAAGAAGUGCUAUGUAUAGAGCGAGUAUGUAUGGAGAUUGCGAGGAGAGGAUAUCUCGAUUGAUUGAAGGUCCGGAUCUGAUUUUAUCUCCGGCCAGUUUUUCGCCGCACAAUUCAGAUUACUAAUCAAAAGAGAAUCUCGAACGAGGACCGACAAAGAAAUAUGGCGGUGGCUGUUAAAACGACAGAAGAAAUUGGUUAUGUCCAGAACUGGAUCCGAAACUUUUUUAUUGGGACAUCUUCAAGUUGCUAGGUGGAAUAGGUGUAAAAUUUAUUACUUUGUGGAGUUUUGUUAGUUCUACUGAGUUUAGCUGUUAGGAGUAUUAGAAGCCAAUCAAAUUGAUAGUAUUUUAUACAGGGUUGUUCACCACAUACGAC